Messenger RNA from Manduca sexta (tobacco hornworm), 1018 nucleotides. RefSeq names its product ribose-5-phosphate isomerase (gene Rpi). Gene Ontology annotation, molecular function: ribose-5-phosphate isomerase activity. The transcript has a single exon. The record is from RefSeq and is a predicted model, not a curated record. The coding region runs from base 140 to 919 and encodes 259 amino acids. Gene Ontology annotation, biological process: pentose-phosphate shunt, non-oxidative branch; D-ribose metabolic process. Lineage: Eukaryota; Metazoa; Arthropoda; Insecta; Lepidoptera; Sphingidae. Gene Ontology annotation, cellular component: intracellular membrane-bounded organelle.
AGUUCACAUUAUCGACAGUUGACAGUGUUGAGUUGACACUUGACAUUAUUGGUGACCGCUAUAGCGCUUCGAGUGCGUGGAGUUGGUGUCUUUUAUUUGUGAACUUUUAUAAAUAAAACUCUAUUAAUAUCUUUGAUGUAUGUGGAAGACCUGUGGAACAAAAUUAAGGUAUUAUCACCGCAACUUUCAAGUAUUAGUUAGAAAUUUAUCAAAAAUGUCUUUGGAACAAGCAAAACAAGUGGCUGCAUACCGGGCCGUCGAUGAAUUUGUCACAGACAACUGCAUUUUCGGCGUUGGCAGUGGUUCGACAGUCGUAUACGCUGUACAAAGACUUGCUGAACGAGUGGAGUCAGAAAACCUGAAGGUCACCUGUAUACCCACAUCUUUUCAAGCGAAACAGCUAAUCAUAAAACAUAACCUGAAGCUUGGAGAACUCGAUACAAAUCCCAUUAUUGACGUAACCAUCGACGGUGCAGAUGAAGUUGACUCGAAUAUGACACUAAUAAAAGGCGGUGGUGGAUGUUUGCUUCAAGAAAAAAUAAUUGCGUCAUUUUCAAAAAAGCUCAUUGUUAUUGCUGAUUAUACUAAAGAUUCUGUGAAGCUAGGUGAUAGAUACAAGAAGGGUAUUCCAAUUGAAGUUGUCCCUAUGGCAUAUGUUCCCAUAAAGAACAAGAUUAUGGCUAUGUAUGGAGGAGAUUUUAAACUCCGCAGUGCUAUAGCAAAGGCUGGUCCAGUGGUGACAGAUAAUGGAAACUUUAUCCUUGAUUGGGUAUUUACUAACCAAGAUUUAGAUUGGGAGAAAGUCAGUGCUGCUAUAAAGAUGAUUCCUGGAGUUGUGGAAAUAGGUCUGUUUGUUAAAAUGUGUCACAAAGCAUAUUUUGGGCAGCCUGAAGGAAAUGUUGUUGAAAGAUUUAACUAAUAUAAGUAAAAUAAUUAUCAUGAAAAGAAAUCUCAGAUAAGAUUUACAUUUUAUACCUUUUGUUAAAAAAACAUUUUUAAAUAAAUAAUAUUUUUAAUA